Haliotis rubra (blacklip abalone) is the source of this 1416-nucleotide messenger RNA. Its product is annotated as mucin-22-like. Bases 1 to 1416 code for a protein of 471 amino acids. The record is from RefSeq and is a predicted model, not a curated record. Lineage: Eukaryota; Metazoa; Mollusca; Gastropoda; Lepetellida; Haliotidae. The transcript has a single exon.
AUGGUGACUGGAACAUCCUCAGCAGUGACAGAAAACACAUCUACAACAACCAGUUCUUAUACUACAGAGACAUCAAGCGAGACAUCUACGCUUUCCACUCUCUUGACAACGCCCACAGGUGCGAGCUCCACACCAUCAAGGGAAGCUACAACACCUACUCCCAAAAUGACAACCGAGGUUAACUCUGCUACAACACUGGGAGAAACUUCCACAGCAUCCGAGGGUAGCACUGAGUCAAGCCACUCGGAAACAACAUUACAUGUCACAAACACAGAAUCUACUCUUUCUCAGCAAUCAUCCACCACAGCAUCAGGCUCUGAGAGUACAACUGAAGCCACGACCUCUCCACUUUCAAGUACACCCAGUCAAGCAGGCACCUCCCAGUCCAUGUUCACCAACCAAGGCCAAAGUACCACACAAGGCUCAACAGAGGGAUCGUCAACACAGACAGCUUCUACUCCCACAGAGGAAACGUCAUCCAUAGUCAGUCCUGGCCCUUACCAAGCAUCUAUGUCGACUACGAUGGAAGCCACCUCAACCUUGUCCACUCCGGAAUCUACAAAAGAAACGUCGAGCACAGAAACAAGUCAAACCUCGACUGUUUCCACUCAAUCGGCCUCCACGGAAUCUGCUUUCGUUGCCACUGCAUCUUUAACUUCCUCUGAGGAGCCAACGACUCAAGAAACGACAAUGACUGGGAUGUCUUCAGUAUCUACUGUUUCAACGACUGAGGAAAGCUUGACAUCGGAAAUGGUGACUGGAACAUCCUCAGCAGUGACAGAAAACACAUCUACAACAACCAGUUCUUAUACUACAGAGACAUCAAGCGAGACAUCUACGCUUUCCACUCUCUUGACAACGCCCACAGGUGCGAGCUCCACACCAUCAAGGGAAGCUACAACACCUACUCCCAAAAUGACAACCGAGGUUAACUCUGCUACAACACUGGGAGAAACUUCCACAGCAUCCGAGGGUAGCACUGAGUCAAGCCACUCGGAAACAACAUUACAUGUCACAAACACAGAAUCUACUCUUUCUCAGCAAUCAUCCACCACAGCAUCAGGCUCUGAGAGUACCAUUGAAGCCACGACCUCUCCACUUUCAAGUACACCCAGUCAAGCAGGCACCUCCCAGUCUACGUUCACCAGCCAAGGCCAAAGUACCACACAAGGCUCAACAGAGGGAUCGUCACCACAGACAGCUUCUACUCCCACAGAGGAAACGUCAUCCAUAGUCAGUCCUGGCCCUUACCGAAGCAUCUAUGUCGACUACGAUGGAAGCCACCUCAACCUUGUCCAAUCCGGAAUCUACAAAAGAAACGUCGAGCACAGAAACAAGUCAAACCUCGACUGUUUCCACUCAAUCGGCCUCCACGGAAUCUGCUUUCGUUGCCACUGCAUCUUUAACUUCCUCUGA